GCUUAGCAUUCAGUGCGCGCGUACGAUUAAACGAAUUAACACCGCAUCCUGCAGCCUAGUGUUAAAUAUCAGUUGGAUUCAAACAUUUCUUAUCCUACAAGGAAGUGACUUUAAAUAAUCAUAGCAUCGACUGUACAAAAUAUGACAGCUAAACCGAAUUUCGAUUUUGAGAAGGAGGGCUCAUUGACCAUAGGACAUGUGGAUGAGGAUGAAGUGGAUCGCAUUGCGGCCAGCUUCAAGGGACGCUCCCUGUUCAUCACGGGCGGAACGGGCUUUCUUGGCAAGGUGCUGGUUGAGAAGCUGCUGCGGUCGUGUGGGGAACUAAAGCGUAUUUAUCUGCUCAUUCGACCCAAGAAGGGCAAGGAUCCACAGGAGCGCAUUAAGGAUAUAUUUCAGAAUGUGUUAUUCGACCAGGUUAAACAGUUGCGUGGCGAGAAGCAAAUCCUGGAGCAGGUGGUGGCCAUUGCGGGAGAUGUGCUGCUGCCGGGCUUAGGGAUCUCAGAGCAGGAUCUGGAGACGCUGCGCAAUGAGGUCUCUAUUGUGUAUCACUGCGCUGCAACAGUUCGCUUUGAUGAGCCACUUCGUAAUGCCGUAUUCAUGAAUACCCGUGGCACUAUGUACAUGCUGAAAUUGGCGGGCACACUGAAUCAAUUGGAAUUCUUUGCCUACUGCUCCACGGCCUAUUGCCACCUGCAUGUGAAGACGCUGUACGAGAAGCCCUACGAUCCACCAGCAAAUCCGCAUCAAGUGAUCCAGGCAUGCGAGUGGCUAACCGAUGAAGAGGUCUCCCUCAUUGAGCGUAAGAUUUUGGGGGAUAUACCGAAUACCUAUGCGUAUACCAAGUCCCUGGCCGAGGCCCUGGUCGUGGAGAAGUUCAACGAGUUGCCUGCGGUUAUAUUGCGUCCGUCUAUAGUUAUACCCAUUUGGAAGGAGCCCAUUCCUGGUUGGACGGACAACAUUAAUGGACCCACUGGUUUGCUCAUUGGUGCCGGCAAAGGUGUUAUACGCACCAUGUAUUGCAAUUCUUCCGGAUAUGGUGACUUCCUGCCCGUGGACAUUGCGGUGAAUGGCAUUUUGGUAGCCAGUUGGCGUAACAUCACAGCAGGAACGGACAGCACAAAUCGUGUGGCGCACAUGACCUCGUCCAAUGACAUAAAGGUCUCCUGGGCGGAGAUCAUUGAGCUGGGCCGUUGGGUUAUUGAGAACAAGGUGCCUCUAAACGGCGUAGCCUGGUAUCCUGGUGGUUCCAUGAAGUCCAACUAUUGGGUGCACUUCAUCUGCAUGGUACUCUUCCAAUGGCUACCAGCCUUGUUUGUCGAUGCUCUUCUCAUACUCCUACGUUAUCCUCCUGUACUCUGCCGCGUCCAGAAUCGUAUUUAUAAGGGUUUCGAAGUCUUUGAAUAUUAUGCCAAUAAUGUCUGGAGCUUUGAUAAUUCUGAAGCCGUUAAAUUACGCAAACUUAUGAACAAUAAGGAACGAAAAACCUAUGUCAUUGAGAAGAUUGAUUUGGAUCUAAUAGAUUAUUUUACAAACAGUGUGUUGUGUGCUCGUCGUUUGAUUCUAAAAGAAUCAGAUGAGUCUAUACCAUCGGCCAGACGCCAUAUGAAAGUAAUGUGGGUCGUGGACAAAGUGUACAAGGGCAUUUGGUUAUUUGGAAUUUUAUACAUGCUAUACAGAUGUUUUUUCGCCAGCUAAACUAAACAGUGCAUAAAUUUAAGUUUAUUUAAGUGCUUGAGACCAAAAGUUGCCCCAACCGCUUUUCAUGCCGCACAAGAUAUAUUUGAUUACGUAUUUAGGUCUACUAUUUUUACUUGGUGCUGAUUAGCUUUUAUAAAUAUUAUGUUAUUAUUUAGUCCUAAGUUUUAAAAUUCAGCAAAUAAAAAAUUGUUUACUCUA
Messenger RNA from Drosophila innubila, 1896 nucleotides. Its product is annotated as putative fatty acyl-CoA reductase CG5065. NCBI's taxonomy places the organism in Eukaryota, Metazoa, Arthropoda, Insecta, Diptera, Drosophilidae. Gene Ontology annotation, molecular function: alcohol-forming very long-chain fatty acyl-CoA reductase (NADP+) activity. Gene Ontology annotation, cellular component: peroxisome. The record is from RefSeq and is a predicted model, not a curated record. Bases 142 to 1695 code for a protein of 517 amino acids. Gene Ontology annotation, biological process: long-chain fatty-acyl-CoA metabolic process. The transcript is spliced from 7 exons.